AUGUCGCUAUUCAAUCAAAUGAAACUUAGUGUCGCAAAAGCAUUACAAUUCAGUAUUGAUGGCAAUAUAUUUGAAAUUCCGGAAUGUGCGGCACUAAUGACAACUGAUAAAAUUUCAAUUAAAGUAGCUAAUGACACUCAAAUAAUUAAAGCAACAGUGGAUUUCAUUGAACAUAACAAUACAAAUUUUAAUAUUCGUUUUCUGAUACGAGAUGAAAGGAGAAAUAAGAAAACAAUUAUGUCUGCUAACCUGAUAUCUGGUCAUGGUUUUGAAGUAAAAAAUGCAACUGGAGCACGAGUGAUGAAUAUUAAGAUACCCAACAAUACUGCAUCAUCAUCAAUUGGCAAAAUUGUUCAUCCACUCAGUACCACAAUUUAUAAGGUAUUAUAUAAUAAUAUAGAAACAAAUAGUUAUCGUUUUCAAGUGCAUCAUUUAUCAUCAGAUCAACCAGUAAUUAAUGUUGAAAAGAUAACUUUAUCGGUAUAUCCAGUACUUAAAAUGAUUGGUUUACUAGAAACUGAAUGUAUCUAUCGAUUCAAACGUAUGGAUGGCAUUGAAUUGGCACGAGUUUAUCCUAAAAUUGUCUUAAAUGGAAGGACACUUAUUUUAAAAUAUGAAAUGAUGCAAGUUGGAAUGCAAAUGCGUGCAGUAAUCUUGGGUACAUCAUUAAUGCUUGUUCUGCAUGAAGUAUAUCCGGAAAUCCGGGAUGCACUAACCGCAUCAACUGUAGGUGAUGGAUGUGAUAUAGGUAAUAUUAUCUAA
This is a messenger RNA of Brugia malayi, 762 nucleotides long. RefSeq lists its product as uncharacterized. Bases 1 to 762 code for a protein of 253 amino acids. The transcript has 6 exons. NCBI's taxonomy places the organism in Eukaryota, Metazoa, Nematoda, Chromadorea, Rhabditida, Onchocercidae. The record is from RefSeq and is a predicted model, not a curated record.